This is a messenger RNA of Blepharisma stoltei, 3270 nucleotides long. The record is from the annotation of a GenBank genome assembly. NCBI's taxonomy places the organism in Eukaryota, Ciliophora, Heterotrichea, Heterotrichida, Blepharismidae.
AUGUUUAAAAUUUCAGACGCAAGCUCAUAUCAAUUACCACAAGACGAAUAUGGGGAAGUGGUUAACUUCAAUAGUUUGCCUGGGCAGCAUAACCAAAUUAUAAACAGUAAGGCAAAGACGCUUGGACAUGUUAACUCAUUGAAUUCUGAUAAUGAUGAAGGUAUUUUAUUUGGACUUGGUUUAGCAUCUCCUACUUGUCCUACAGAUCGAAAAUUAUCUAACUCUCUCCUUCAUGAGCAAAUAAGCCAUUGGAAAAAUCUCUAUUUUUUGCCCAAAAACCCGCCCUCUGAGUGAAAAUUUUUUUUUUUAUAUAAUGAUAAUAAUUAUUAUAAUGAAAUCUCGAGUAAUUCUGAUUAAUUUUAAACAUAAUGCAAUUUAAAAUAUAAAUUUCUCAAACUUUUACUUCUCAAUUUUUAAAAUUGGAAAUUUUUUUAAAUUUUCGGGGAAAAAAAUCUAUAUAAAUUUUUAAAAAGAAAAAAGUUAACCCCCUCCAUAAGUGAACAAAAUUUUUUUGUUCACCCACGUAGGGGGGAAUAAACAAGAAAUUUAUGAAAUUUUUCAAGAUGCCUUCAAAAGAAUGAAAGGAUUUUUGAUGUUUAGUAAGCUGUAUAGAGAAAUUCAGGAUUUUGGAACUUCUCCAAAUCUCUGCACUUUAAGAAAAAGAAAAAAUACCACUUUUACAUGAAUUGUUGUUGAUAAAAUUAGGACUCAUUAUUUUCAUAAAGAUAAAAAAAAACUGACAAAUUUAGGUCUACUUUUCCAUCCAGACAGUAGAUGCAAACAAUAUUGAAAUGUCGUCAUGCUGGUAUUACUUUUUUAUGUGUUCACAGCUAUGCCUUGAAUAAUGGCUUUUCAGGAUGUCGAAGUAGGUGAUAAUCUUUAUUAUCUUGAAACUUCUGUUGAUGUGCUGUUUUCGAUUGACAUUCUUGUAACCUUAAAUACAGCAUAUUUCGAAAAAAACCAAUUUUUGAUCACAAAUCGUUUCAAAAUAUUUUGAAAUUAUUUCACAGGGCUUAUGAUAAUUGAUGUGGUCACGGUAAUGCCAUUCAUUCUUGCAACAUCUGGGGGGAGAAAUAGAUCGAACUCACUUAUAAGAGUUGUAAGGAUUAUUAAAGUUUCAAGGAUUUUCAGAGCUACAAAAUUGUCAAAAAUAUUCGAAAAUGUUCAGAGCUCAGAGAUUUUGACUGAUUUUAAUAGGUUUUUAAAGCAGAAAAAAGCCUUUGUUAGGCUGAUAGUAGUGAUAUGCAUAAUUCUCAUAAUGGCUCAUUUUUUCGCAUGCAUGUGGUACUGGACAGCUAAGCUAGAAAAUUUCGCAUAUGAUACAUGGGUUUUAAGAUAUGGAUGAGCAGAUUUAACCAAGGCUGAGUUAUAUUUGAAAUCUUUAUAUUUCGCAUUUACAAUAUUGACAACUGUUGGAUUUGGAGAUAUUACAGCUUCUACAAAUACUGAACAGAUUUUGGUUAUUGGAUGGAUGCUCUUUGGAAUCGGUUUUUAUUCCUUUUUUAUUGGAACCUUAAGUUCUAUUAUUGUAUCUUACUCCCAUAUCCCAAUAUUUGUGAGCGAGUAAAGCCAUUGAAAAAUCCCUAUUUUUGACUAAAAAUAACCCUUCGUAAACGAACAAAAUUUUUUAUGAAAAAUAUUUUGAUAUAUAAGUAGUAAUUAAUAUAAUGAAAUAUUUACAUAAUUUUUACAAAUUAAAUUAAUAUUUGCUUUAAAUUAUUUGAAUUGGGAUUUUUUAAAUUAUAGGGAAAAAAUUAACUUUGUUUUGUUCAUGAACGGAGUUAUGAUGUAGAGAGGUCUGCUUUAAAUGAAAAAAUUGGGAAAAUAGAAGAUUUUUCAAGAAAGUUUAUGCUUUCAAAAGAAUUGUGUAAAAAACUAACUCUACCCGCUUCUCUGUGAGGGAGCAAACAAGUUAUUACUUAUAGAUUGUUUUAUAUAUAAUUUUAAAAAAGCAAUUGGAAAGUAAAUAUUAAUAAGUAAUUUUUAAGUUUUGGAAUUAAAAAUUUAAAUGAAUAAUAAAAAAUUUCAUUAUAAUAAUUAUUAUUUUAUAUUGAAAUACUUUUAUCAGAAAUAGUUGGGUCCUCGCGUGUGAGACCUUCCCACAAUAAUGCCAAAGCAUUACAGGAGGAGUAAAAAAAGUCAUUAGGAAAGUUGAAAAGAAAUAUGAAGACAAUGAUGAAGGAAGACUUGAAGUUAUAAAAAAACUCCCUAUAAAGUAUAAAUAUAGAAUCGCAAUAGAAAUGAAUAAUCACGCUUGCCAAAAAAUCCCUUUUUUUCGAGAUCAAAGUAUAGUGCAGAAACCUGUUUAGAUGGUUCUUGGCUGGGAGAAUGCAGCUCAAGCUAAUAAAAAUGAACCAACUCGAAAAGUUGACAGAUGCCUAGUAUCAGGCUUAUAUAUCAAAUUCCUUGAGUUGGCUUGUCAGUUUGAGCUAGAGAGCCAACUCGGAGAGUUGUACUGCAUCUACCAGGCCAAGACCAUCUAAAAGAGUUCCUGGGCUAUAUAACUUUUUUGUGUGAUAUCGUCCCAAAACUCAAUACCUUCACUGUAGAAGAAAAUAACUUUAUCUAUCGAAAGGGUGACCAUCCUGAAGAAAUUUAUUUCAUAGCUGAAGGGAGAGCAAGUUAUGUGCAUGGCCAAGACAAUUUUGUAUAUAAAUACAUCAUUACUGGGUCUUACUUUGGAGAUAUAGAAUUUAUAAAAAACUGCAAGAGAAUUCAUUCAGUGAUGGCUGAGACCAAUACCUUUAUGCUGACAAUGAACCAUAAUCUGUAUUCAUAUAUGAUCGAAACUUAUCCUAAUACAUAUCGGUAUUUAAAGGAGUAUGCUGAGAUCAAAGUUACUAAAUGCAGCGAGGCCUUAAAAAGCGUUAUGAAACUAGUUGGAGUUAAUGAAAGACCAAAAGCCAGAAACCUUCAAGGUACAAUUGUUUCGCACACAACAGCGAAGAUUCAACAAGGAUCUUUGCCAGAUAUUGAAAAAGAAAUUUUUAUGAGAAAAAGAGCCUGAACAGAUGAUCCAUAUGAAGAUGAAGAAGAAGAUGAUAUAAGCGGGAAACAAAUAAACAGCAAAUUGGAUAAGCUCGGAAAAGAUAUGAGCAAAAUGAAAAUUGAUAUAUACCAUUUCCAUUGAAUGGCCAAUCUCUGUAAUUCUCAUAUUAGCCAAUUAUAUAAGCCACGCAAAAAGGUAUGGAUAAAUAUGGAAAAAUGAUAGAAAAAAUCGCCAACUCUUGUGAUCGCACUCCGCUUAUAAAACUCAGGAAAUCCGGAUAA